Messenger RNA from Bombina bombina (fire-bellied toad), 1691 nucleotides. It is a transcript of the gene NSRP1, whose product is annotated as nuclear speckle splicing regulatory protein 1. The transcript has 7 exons. Gene Ontology annotation, biological process: regulation of alternative mRNA splicing, via spliceosome. NCBI's taxonomy places the organism in Eukaryota, Metazoa, Chordata, Amphibia, Anura, Bombinatoridae. The coding region runs from base 46 to 1584 and encodes 512 amino acids. The record is from RefSeq and is a predicted model, not a curated record.
GAAAGUGCGACUGAGGAUAUGCAACUGUCGUAAUCAGCUUCCAAGAUGGCGGCUCCCGGAAAGCAAUAUGGACUUAUUAUGCCUAAGAAAUUACUGCAGAGAAAUGUGUUUGCACCUAAACAUUCAGCAUUUGCAGAUGAUUCUGAUGAUGAGACAUCGGUGGGAGAGAGUCUACAGAAGGAAUCGAUGAAGAAACGAUUCAUGAAACAGACCAAGCUGGAGAUUCAAAAAGCCCUGGCAGAGGAUUCCUCAGUGUACGAAUAUGACAAUGUAUACGAUGAUAUGCAGAAAAAGAAGGAGGAAAACAAUGCCAAGGUGUUGGCUGGCAAGGACCGAAAGCCCAAAUACAUCCAAAACAUUCUGAAAGCAGCAGAGGUUCGGAAGAAAGAGCAGGAAAAAAGAAUGGAAAAGCAGAUCCAGAAAGAGCGAGAGAUGGAAGGGGAGGAAUUUAAGGACAAGGAGGCUUUUGUUACAUCUGCCUACAAAAAGAAGUUGCAGGAGAAAGCAGAAGAGGAAGAGAGAGAAAAGAGAGAAGCUGCAUUGGAAGCAUCCUUGGAUGUAACCAAGCAAAAUGAUCUCAGUGGCUUCUACAGGCACCUUUUAAAUCAAACUGUUGGGGAAGAGGAGACCCCUGAAUGCAGUUUACGUGAUACUGGGGCAAAAAAGAGUUCAGAUGAGCCAAACCAAAAAAUCAGCAGUAUUGAAAAAAUGCAGGAACCAAUUAGCAUAAAAGAGGAAAAUAUAGAUGCAGAUAGUGACUUGGGAAGUGAUUCUAGUGAGGAGGAAGAUAAAAAAGAUGACACAUCUGAGCAGAGAAGGAAUUCAUCACAUGGAGUUAAAAAAGAGGAGAGUUCAAAGGCCUACAGGAAAUCCAGACACUCAAGCUCAUCUAGCGAGGAAGGAAGUAGGCACUUGGAAGAAAAGAUUAGACAAAAGCCAGCAAGUGACAUGGCCCCGAUGGAAAAGUCCAAAUAUAAAAAAGAACGUGAAUAUGAUAACAGAGAGCGAAGAACAGAGCAUGAUGAAAAGCAAAGAUAUGGAGAACACAGCAACAAGGAUAGACAUAGGAGAGAAGAGCAAGAUACUAGGUCAAGGGAUAAAGAAAGAAGAGAAUAUGACAGAGAAAAUAAAGAUCAGAAGAGGGAGAAAGAGAGGGAAUAUUUAGAGAAAGACAGGCAAAGAAAUGAGAAGAAAGAACAUUACAGUGAAAAAGAACGGGAGCGAAGCAAGAAACACAAAGAAAUGGAGGAUGACAGGCGAAGAGAUCGAACAGAUAAGGAGAAGCACAGGGAGAAAGAUAGAGGAGAUAGAUUAGAUAAACCUAACACAGAGAAAAGGCCAGCAAGCCCACCGCUGUCAGACACAGGUUCUAAAGAACAGCAGAAAAAAUUGGUGGAAAUCAAGACUGAAGUUGUGGAUGAUAAAAAAAUUGAAGAAACACAAAAAGAGACAUCAACUUUGAGCACUAAUAAGUUUGCCAAGCGUAGCGAUGAAGAGACUGUAGGGUCAGCAAGAGACAGAUACCUUGCUAGGCAGAUGGCACGAGCUGGCACUAAGUCUUAUGUGGAGAAGGAGGAGGACUAGGUUGUCAUCUUAUAAAUAAGUGGCAUAAUGUGGAGAUACUUAUAUUUUGGUCAUACUGUUAAAAAUGGUGGAAUUGUUUGCUGAAAUUAAAUCACAGAUGUUGAUAA